Messenger RNA from Psylliodes chrysocephalus, 643 nucleotides. Lineage: Eukaryota; Metazoa; Arthropoda; Insecta; Coleoptera; Chrysomelidae. The record is from the annotation of a GenBank genome assembly.
UUAGACUGUACUGCACUGGGGAGCUAAAUAUGGAAAUCCGGAUAUUAUUAAGGCGUUUGCGGGAAAGUACAAAGUUGAUGUUAACGGAAAAACGGUAUGGGGAUACACACCACUACAUAUUUCGGCACAAUUUGGACACAAGGAUGUAUUUAAGCUGUUGAUAGAAGUUUAUAAAGCAGAUCCAGGCAUGCGCGACUACAGCGGCCGCACGGCGGACUACUACUUUUUGGCGAAGGAGCAAAAACAGGGCCAGAUCGUAACGAUGCGCAAGAUAAAGGGAAGGAAAAAGCAAUCAGAUAAAGAAGGAUUUUUGAGGAUCGGAUCUUUAAACGUGCGAGUAAAGAAGACCACAGAAGCUUUCAGCAAUUUUCUGGGAGUGGGAAGCGGAGCCAGCGUUACGCCACUGGAUUCGGUCGAUGAAAAACUACUUAAAGGAUGGGGAUCAGUUGAUAAUGUCAACAAAGAAGGGACUCUAAAGAACUACGGCACGAAGAAAAAGUCGAAGAAGAGCUUCGAUUCCGGAGGAAGCAGCACCAGUACACCGGGCACACCAAAAACUCCGAUAAAAAUGUUCAAUUCGAUGCAUUGCAACGAUUCCGAUUCUGAUACAGCAGCCGGCUUUGAUUCCAAUUGGAAAAAUUAA